Humulus lupulus (European hop) is the source of this 2416-nucleotide messenger RNA. Its product is annotated as phosphoinositide phospholipase C 4-like. The record is from RefSeq and is a predicted model, not a curated record. Gene Ontology annotation, molecular function: phosphatidylinositol-4,5-bisphosphate phospholipase C activity. Gene Ontology annotation, biological process: phosphatidylinositol-mediated signaling; lipid metabolic process. Lineage: Eukaryota; Viridiplantae; Streptophyta; Magnoliopsida; Rosales; Cannabaceae. The transcript is spliced from 9 exons. The coding region runs from base 256 to 2109 and encodes 617 amino acids.
GAUUCAAAAGUAGCAAUUUCCUUUCUUUCACUUACACAAAGUCAUAUAUAUAUAUAUAUACAGAUAUAUUCUUUUGAGACAAACCAAAAACUUAAAAGCAAAAUCAUGACCUUUUUUUACUUCCGGGACAGUUGAACGACUCUCCUGCAUUCGUUCAUUUAUUACUUCUUUAAGGCUUAGUUGGACAGAGAGAAAAGAAAAAGUUUAGAAAAAAAUAUAAAGGAAAGAAAACCUGAUAAGAGAGAAUAUUCAGACAUGGGGAGCUAUAGGAUGUGUGUGUGUUUCACGCGGAAGUACAGGAUCACGGAGGCGGAGCCACCCUCCGACGUCAAAGAUGCCUUCAAGAAGUACUCGGAAAGUGGGAGCCACAUGAACGCGGAGCAGUUGCGGCAGUUCUUAGUCGAGGUCCAGGGCGAUGACGCGGCCACCGUCGAAGAUGCCCAGCAGCUCAUUGAGCAGAUCCAUCACCGUCGCCACCACCACCACAUUACUAAGUUCAGAAAACACUCUCUCACUCUCGAUGACUUCCAUCAUUACCUCUUCUCUGUUGACUCCAAUCCCCCUAUUAUGGAUACGGUUCAUCAUGAUAUGACGGCUCCUUUGUCCCAUUAUUUCAUAUACACCGGCCAUAAUUCAUAUUUGACCGGAAAUCAAAUAAGUAGCGAUUGCAGCGAUGUUCCCAUAAUCAAGGCACUGCAUAGAGGGGUUAGAGUGGUGGAGCUUGAUAUUUGGCCUAAUUCUACUAAAGAUGAUGUUCAUGUGCUCCAUGGAAGGACUUUGACAACGCCAGUGGAGCUUAAGAAGUGCUUGAAAUCCAUUAAAGAACAUGCUUUUGUGGCUUCUCCGUACCCUGUUAUCUUAACUCUAGAAGACCAUCUUACCCCGGAUCUACAAGCUAAAGUAGCUCAGAUGGUCACCGAAACAUUUGAGGAUAUGUUAUUUUGUCCUGAAUCCGAAAAGUUGGAGGAGUUUCCUUCACCAGAAGAGAUGAAAUACCGAAUCAUUAUUUCCACUAAACCUCCAAAGGAGUACCUUCAAGCCAAAUCUAUUAAGGAAAAUGAAGAUAAUGGCUCGAUCAAGCAGCGAGAUUCCAAUGAAAAUUCAAGAAAGACGGAGAAAAUGGAGUCUGCAGAUCAUGAAGAUGAAGAAGAAUAUACGAGUGAUAGCGAUGCAAGUGAUUUGAGUGGAAACGAUGGAGAUGGAAACAACACAAGUAGUAAAAAAGACUCGAGCGAACUCAACGUUGAUGGUGAUGAAAACAGCAAGAGUCGUAAAACUGAUCGAAGCUUGUCAGGAGGACAACCUGAAUACUUGAGUCUCAUAGCAAUUCAUUCCGGCAAACCAAAAGGGGGUUUAAAGGAGCAGCUUAAAGUCGAGAUUGACAAGGUGACGCGCUUAAGUUUGAACGAACAAAAAUUCGAAAAGGCUACUACAUUUCAUGCCUCACAAGUGGUUAGAUUUACACAGAAGAAUUUCUUAAGAGUGUAUCCUAAGGCUUCUCGGAUUGACUCUUCCAACUACAAGCCCUUAAUUGGCUGGAUGCAUGGAGUUCAAAUGGUUGCUCUAAAUAUGCAGGGAUAUGGUAAAUCUCUGUGGCUUAUGCAUGGAAUGUUUAAAGCCAAUGGUGGUUGUGGUUACGUGAAGAAGCCUGAGUUUUUAAUGAACAAGGGGCCAGGUGAUCAAGUAUUUGACCCUAAAGCGAAAUUGCCAGUGAAGAAAACUUUGAAGGUGAAAGUGUACUUGGGAGAUGGAUGGCAUUUGGAUUUCAAACAAACACACUUUGACACGUAUUCACCGCCAGACUUCUACACCAGAGUUGGUAUAGCAGGAGUUCCAGCGGACGAAAUAAUGAAGAAAACAAAGAAGAAAGAGGACGAUUGGACGCCUGUUUGGGAAGAAGAGUUUACAUUUCCAUUGACUGUUCCUGAAUUGGCUUUGCUUCGAAUUGAAGUGAAAGAAUACGACAUGUCGGAGAAGGAUGAUUUUGCUGGCCAAAUUUGUCUACCUGUUUCUGAGUUGAAACAAGGCAUUCGUGCAAUUCCUCUCAUGGACCAUAAAGGAGACAAGUACUCGUCUGUUAGGCUGCUCAUGCGGUUUCAAUUCGUCUGAAUUGCCUUGUAUAAUAUUAAACUAUGUUGGUAUUAGCUUUUAUAUGAUAUCCAAACAAAGAUUUUCCUCAUUUGAUUCUUGAGUAUUCAUAUAUGUUGUAUAGUUGUCGUUAAGUAAGAUUUUGAGAGACUUAGAACAAGGAUAACAAAGAAGUGUAAACCAAAUAUGUAAGAAUAAACCAAAUAUGUGAUGUUGAAACUUUUGUCAUGAUCAUGAAUUAUUGAAAUGUAAGCCAGUCGUAAAUAAUUCUCAAUGAAAACGAUGUAUAUAAUUAGUGGAGAAGGAAUAAUCAGAGAAAUUUAUCCAA